GAUUGUUAGCAUCUGUGGAACAUCUGCUGAGGGCAUGACUCACUCCCAAGCUGUUAGUCUCUUAAAAAGUGCUUCAGGGACUAUUGAGUUGCAGGUUGUAGCUGGAGGAGAAGUAAGUGUCAUAACUGGUCAGCAGCAGGAUCCACCUACGUCCAAUCUUUCAUUUGUGGGACUAACUUCAACCAGCAUUUUUCAGGAUGAUUUAGGACCUCCUCAGUACAAGACUAUUACUCUGGAUAGAGGACCAGAUGGUCUAGGCUUUAGUAUUGUGGGUGGUUAUGGCAGUCCCCAUGGAGACCUACCCAUUUAUGUAAAGACGGUGUUUGCAAAGGGUGCAGCAGCAGAAGAUGGACGCCUGAAGAGAGGGGAUCAAAUCAUUGCUGUGAAUGGGCAGAGUUUAGAAGGGGUGACCCAUGAGGAAGCGGUUGCUAUUCUGAAAAAGACAAAAGGAACAGUCACUUUGACUGUUUUGUCAUGAAUUUGCUGCCCAAAGGAUUAGGGUUAAUAAGACUAUAUUAUUUACAUUCCACAUAGCAAAGAGAAUGCAAGUGUUUAUAUAGUCUUCUUCCUCUUCCAGCUUCAUAGGAUUAUGUUACAAUACUGAAGAAAAAUAACAUCUAACCAUAUUUUUGUAUACAAUAGAAAUAUUUCUCUUACUGUCAAACCACUGGGAUGGAGUUACGUCAACUAUGGAAAGACAUGGAUAUUUUUGCUAUUAGUAUUGUAAUGAAUGCUUGUAAGCCA
Molecule: messenger RNA, 744 nt
Organism: Balearica regulorum gibbericeps (East African grey crowned-crane)
Lineage: Eukaryota; Metazoa; Chordata; Aves; Gruiformes; Gruidae
Source: RefSeq, a predicted model, not a curated record